UAGCAAGCUUUGUUUUCAUAAAAAAGACAUUCAAUAUAAUUAAGAUAACCUGUUCAGAGUCAGUACUUAAUUUAAAACUUUGCAGCUGCGAGGCAGGUGCAUUCCCUGAAGGAUAAUCCUGAAUAGUCCUUGGACUUUAUCAUUUAAGCGGUAUGUUUGACUCUCUGAUUGGACGCUCUCGGUUCUUGUACUGCCUGAUCCAUGGGCCUGAAAGCGAGGAGAAUAUGCGGAUCCGACUCAUCCGUCGUGUGAUUAGCUUCUUCGUUGGCCUCCUUCUAGGGUACUUGCUCUGGAAACUGGUCGCCCUGAACUUCAGUUUCACCCGGGGGCUCUUGGACUUUUCCGCCCUGAUGAUCUUCGUCUUGUUUAUUGCAACAAUGUUUGCCAUAAGCUGCGGAUUUCGCACAGUGACCCUGUUGAUUUUUGUGGCUUUGCUGGGCAGGUCGGGCAGGACAUAUCUCCGGGCCGUGGCCUUCGCCUUUAUUAUAGCCGGGCCUAUCGACAACCUAGUGGCUAAUGCCGGUGAAGUUGCACGAGUCUUUGAGUGCACUACGGUGCUGACCUAUAACCUCUCAAAAACCCGCUUCGAUCUGAUGGCCAAGCCCUUUACGAACACGCUCCAGAACAUGAGCGAGGAUAUGGAGGAAGUCCGGAAGACCUUCGCCGAGCUUCAGGGUGUCCUCACGGAUCUCAAGUACGCCGUGGAGCAGUCGGACAUUGAGGAUGACAAAUUCGGAGACGAAGAUGCCAAAAACCUAUUCCGAAGAUUGGCCAGAGAGACCCACACAAAGAACAUCACGGAUCAGGAUAAUUUGGGGGGCAAGGAGCUUCCCUCGUCCGACGAAGUGCAGGAUCGUUUUCUGAGAAACAUGAGGAACCGAUGUAAGCAUCAGCUCCGGAGUGGCCAUCGGGCUUGCCAGGAGGUCUUCCGCCAGGGCUACCGAAAGUGUACCACCAACUUCCCUUCCCUGAUUUCCAAGGCUAUUUGCUGGCCCUACCGGGUGGACGUAAUCUGUGAAAUAGAUCUCUUCGGGGAUCCGGACAAGAUAUGCGAUCCCUCUGACGUGGUGCCGCGUAACUUCGGGGAGACAUAUGUGGAGCUGCUGCGGGCCGAGCAGGAGCUGUUUGACAACAGCUCUCAGAUAGAGGUUUCCUACCAGCUGAAGAACGAAGAGGUGGCCAAGAGUCACAUUCAGUCAGCCCAGCGCACCUCGCAGGCCUUCGCUGAGGACUUUGAACGACGUCGACGUAUCUUCACCGGCAUCAUGAGUGUCCUGCAGAAGUUUCUGUGCUUGUUUAUCUUUCGGAUGGUCUACGCCUCCAUUCACUAUUUCCUGAAGUACCGCAGUGACGUGGAGUUUGAUAAUUUUUACAUCACUGACUACUUCAGACAUGUGGACGAACGGCGACGAAAAAUUAGGAGUGACACUGCCAUCCUGCCACUUCGCACCUACGAAAAGUCGAAGUAUAUUGAUCUGAAGAAGAUCUGCAGUCGCACCUACGAGGAGUCCAGCACCGUAAACUACACCCUUGCGCAGCUUCUCCUGGAACUGAUCUCCGCCGGGCUGUUUAUCAUGCUGGAUAGGAUUGUGGUGGAGCUGCUCCUGAUCAUUCGUAAUAGAUCCUUGAUUACGUACCACCAGGAGGGUGAGCAUGAAGUGCGGUUUCAUAUCAGUGGAGCUGGUCAGAUGGCCCGCCUCCUGCGCACCACAAUGCACAAUUUCAACAUCCACGAACGCGUCUCCACCUCGUUGACCAAUCAGGAGUGUCUUCCCAAUCCUCAUGUGUUGCCCCAAAGUUUCUACUACAAACUUUUUCUUCUCUACGUGACGAUUGUGAUCUUGAUCUACCAUUCCACCACAUUUCUACGGAUGCGCCGCCUGGUCUGUAGCUAUUUCUACUUCAAGCGCGAAAAGCAGCGCAUUCUGUUUCUGUACAAUCGCAUCCUCCGCGAAAGGAUGAGUGCCCUUGAGAAUUUAAUGAAGGACGCGGAGCAUAAUUGGUCAACCUACUGUAUUCAGCGGACAAUAAACCCUUUUCUCCGGCUUCGGCUGAGUUUUCCCGACUAUUUUGGAUGGCUGCGUCAUUUCCGUUGCAGCAACUACACUUGCUUCGUCUGUCGAGACGUCGAAGAUGAAACGUUUAUCACGUGCCCCACCUGUGGACUGCCUUACUGUGAGUCCUGUGCCGAGGACCUUAAGAAUUCCUGCCUCCACUGUGGCACUGCACUCCACAAGUCGAAACAAAUCGUACACUGGGCUUCAGAAGAUGAAAGCAGUGUGGAGAUUUACUCGUACCGAAAAAAGAAGUAGAGAUUUUAUUUCAUUGGCUGUCAUUUUUAUACAAAAUGGAUUUUAAAUGUAACCAUCAUCAUACUGUAACUUUGAUGUACAAAUAAAGUUAUGUACUCCCACAAUCAGAAACAAAA
Molecule: messenger RNA, 2428 nt
Organism: Drosophila ananassae
Lineage: Eukaryota; Metazoa; Arthropoda; Insecta; Diptera; Drosophilidae
Gene: snky
Product: protein sneaky
Exons: 2
Coding region: 153-2312 (719 amino acids)
Cellular component (GO): membrane
Source: RefSeq, a predicted model, not a curated record